CAUUGCUUAUAACAGAAUACCUGAAACUGGGUAAUUUCUAAAGAAAAGGAAAUUAUUUUUUACAGUUAUGGAGGCUGGAGGUCCAAAGUUGAGGAGCCGUAUCUGAUGAGGGCCUUCUUGCUGGUGGGACCCUGCAGGUUCCGAGGCAGCACAGGGCAUCACGUGGCAAGGGGGUGGAGCAUGCUAAUAUGCUCGCUCAGGCCUCUCUUCCUCUUCUUCUGAAGCCACCAGUUCCCCUCCCAUGACAGCCUAUUAAUCAUAGAUUAAUCCAUUUGUGAAGGCAGAUCCUUUAUGACCCAAACACCUCUUAAAGGUCCCGCCUCUCAAUACUGUGACAUUAGGGAUUAAAUUUCAACAUGAGUUUUGGAAAAGACAAAUAUGCAAAUCAUAGUAUGGGUCUGUGCCUGUUUCCUCUGUCUUUCUCCCUAUCCUAUACAACUAGUACUAAAAUGUGAAAGGAUUCCUAAUCAGCAAAAAUCCAGUAGGAUGCUUGUCUCAUUAGAUUCUGUUCUUUAAACAUUUAUUCUGUUCUCUGAUUUGUGGUUUGAAAAGAGGAAAACUCAGUAAAGAAUUGCCCAUCUCAGGGAGUUAAGCACCAUGGGUUAGCACACACAGUGCCCUAAGGUUACUUUCUAGCUCAUCUCCUCUUUGGCUGCAUGUCUUUGGGCAAGUAACACAACUCACUAAACCUCAGGUUUGUCAUUUUAAGAUGGGACUGUCAUGAAGAAGCAGAUAUUUAAGUUUAUAAAAUGAUUGAUAAAUGAUGGCCAUGACAUUGGCUGAUGUUGAGAGGGCUAACAUUGUUCUCCAGGGCAAAGCCCAUGACCUCGAUGAUAGAGUAGACUGCAUUUUGAUUUAUGACUCGCACACUGACAGCGUGAUGUGAACCAGCCUCACAUUCAUUGAACCAGUGCCUGUCGGGUGCUGGCUUUUUGCCAGGCCACAUGCUGGGCUCUGGAGGAUGAGAGGAACCAGACUCUGCUCCAGUGUAAUAUACAAUCCAGGCAUGGAUGCAGGCCUCAUGACACACGAGUCACUACACUAUGAUAAGCCUCAGGGUGCAGGGCUGUACAGAGUCCUACAAGAGCCAGGUAGAGAAAGGGUUAGUUCUACCUGGGGGAGAAGUCAGGAGACACCUCAGAAGAAAGGUGACUUCAUCCUCAUUCAGUGACUGAGCAUAAAAAUGAGAAGACAACAGACUGCUUUCUCUUUCCUGUGUUUUGAGAGUUAGUAUAGAGCAUGGUGAUGAUGAGUAUAGACUCUGGAGCUGCGCUGUCUGGGUCAAAAUCCACGCUCUUCCAUUUAUCAGCUGUGUGACUCUAAACAAACCUCUGUUUGUGCCUCAAUUUCUUUAUCUGUGAAAUAGGGAUGAUAACCUUGUACAUUCCUUCCAGAGGAUAAAAUACCCAGGACAGUACCUUGCUUAAAACUAAGGCCUAUGUGACUGCUUGUUGUUGUUGUAAUUGAGGCUUCCUUCCUACAGCAAGGGAGUUCUCAUAGGAUGGACCCCUGGAGCCCUCCUCCACCUGCCACAACACUGUGGAGUUCCAGGGCCUUAGUGAAGUACAGGAUUUGGACUAAAUCCUUGGUCUGCUGUGUAAUUAUCCUUGUAUUUUGUAUCUCCAUACAGCAUCUUCAUUUGAUUUACAUCCAUAUCUCAAAGGAACAGAUGGCUUUUAUUUGUCAAAUAAUUAUUUGAAAGGGAAAAUAGGUUCUGUUGAGUUCUGGACUCUGUCUCCAUAAUUUUAAGCCAAGUACCUCAUUUUUGUUAAUAAUAAUAGCUGCUAUUUACUAAAAGCUCCCCACGUGCUGGGCACAAUGCUUAGCAUUUUAUAUGCAUCAUUUGCUACAUCUCACUGCAGCCCAAAGCUGGAUGUUAUUAGUGUCUUCAUUCUACAGAUGAGGAAGGUAAGGCUCGGAAGCGAUAUAGCUAGAAGAUGGUGGAGCCAAGAUGGAAACCCAGGUUUGUCCAAUUCCAGAGUCACUUUGCUUAACCACUCCACUUCCAUUUUCAUAAGAAAGGGUACCAAUUUCCCUCUCCUGUUUCACUUCUGCGCUAACACAGAGGGACUUGUCUGCAGGUGACAUGCCCCCUUUAUGUAUUUUUAAUGAUGAGGAAAGCUGAACCUGGGCCCCUGCAGUCAUAGCCGAGUGCCACUGUUCAGCUGGUAGCACUCACCUGACCACGCGGGGCUCAGGGAGAAAAAGCCUCCGAAGGCUGUUCCUGAAAAACCAGUGCUUUAUAAAGUGACUUAAUGGAAUGAAAUAUUUCAAAGAGGGGAAUCCAGUCAUUCCCAACAUCACUGGGGAUAUGGGACAUAGAAAUCUUGUGAUUGAAAUACAAAGGGAAGGAGAGAAAGCUCCGACAGAGAAAGGCUUCUGGGAUGAAAGAGGGAAACAGACUAAGUGGCUAAGAGGGAGCAUUAGAGGAGAAGGGGAGGAAAUCUUAAGAGGGUGAAGCACGGAACCUGCCAUUUGCAACAACCAGGCUGGGGCUUAGUCCUGAGGACAUGAAUGGUCUCUUACCCCAGUGCACCAAGGCUGCCAUGUGGCAGGCGUUCAGUAAAUGUUUACUCAUUUAUAAAAGAAUAUGGGCUGGGAUCGGGUAGGAUGGGUAACAAGCAAUUAUUGAGCACCUGAUGUGUGCCAAGCACUUAAUAUUCUUGGACAAUGCUCAUAACUCCGCAGGGUAGGUGCUAACCCCAUUUAAAUGAGGAAAACUAAGGUUUGGAGGGUUAAUAUCCAACGUGCCCAAGUCCAACAUCAGGUAGGUAAUGAAACUAGAAUUUCCCUCCAGAGUUAUUUGAUUCUAAAGCUAUACUCUGUCCAUGACAGCUGGCUCCAUCAUCAAAAUGUUAGCUAAGUGCUACCAUAACUUCCAGAUAAUGUCAUUUAACUCAGUUAUAAUGCAUAACUCUUUAAGAAAGCCCUUAAGAAAUGAGGCGAAUUAUAGGCACCUUGGCAGAGUAUCUUAUCCUCUGGAAGGAAUGUACAAGGUUAUCAUCCCUAUUUCACAGAUAAAGAAAUUGAGGCACAAAGAGAGGUUUGUUUAAAGUCACAUGGCUGAUAAAUGGAAGAGCGUGGAUUUCGACUGAGGCAGUGCAGCUCCAGAGUCUAUAUUCAUCAUCACCACUCUCCAUACUAACUCUCAAAACAUAGUAAAGAGAAAGCAGUCUGUUGUCUUCUCAUUUUUAUGCUCAGUCACUGAAUGAGGACGAAGUUACCUUCUUUCUGAGAUAAUCUCCCAGACCCUCUCUCCGACCUGGAACCAGAUGCUGCUGUUCAAUGAUUUGGUGCUGCAUGGAGAUGUGAAGGAGCUGGCAGAGUCCCCGCCCUUAGUGGUGGUGGAGCUGUAUGACAGCGACGCUGUGGGGAAGCCAGAAUAUUUGGGUGCCACAGUGGCUGCUCCUGUUGUGAAGCUGGCUGACCAGGACUAUGAGCCCCCCAGGUUAUGCUAUCACCCCAUCUUUUGUGGGAAUCUCUCUGGAGGGGAUCUCCUUGCUGUAUUUGAACUGCUGCAGGUUCCUCCUUCUGGGCUGCAAGGCCUCCCACCCGUUGAGCCACCAGACAUCACCCAGAUCUACCCGGUUCCUGCCAACAUUCGGCCGGUGCUGAGCAAAUACCGAGUGGAGGUUCUCUUCUGGGGAGUUCGGGAAAUGAAGAAGGUGCAGCUCCUCUCUGUGGAUCGGCCUCAGGCUCUCAUUGAGUGCGGAGGACAAGGUGUGAAGUCCUGCGUGAUCCAGAGCUACAAGAACAACCCGAACUUCAGCAUCCAGGCAGACGCUUUCGAAGUGGAACUGCCUGAGAACGAGCUUCUGCACCCGCCACUGAGCAUCUGCGUGGUGGACUGGAGAGCUUUUGGGAGGAGUACCCUUGUGGGCACCUACACCAUCAACUACUUGAAGCAGUUUUUGUGUAAACUCAGAGAGCCCCUUGCCCCCAUCACACAGGUGGAUGGAACCCAGCCUGGGCACGAUAUUUCAGAUUCGCUAACAGCCACUGAGUCCUCUGGAGCCCACAGCUCCUCCCAGGAUCCCCCAGCAGAUCACAUUUAUGUGGAUGUUGAGCCACCUCCCACAGUGGUGCCCGACUCUGCCCAGGCCCAGCCGGCCAUCCUGGUUGACGUCCCUGACUCAUCCCCGAUGCUGGAGCCUGAACACACACCUGUAGCCCAGGAGCCACCAAAAGAUGGAAAACCUAAGGAUCCCAGGAAGCCUUCCCGGAGGUCCACUAAGAGGAGAAAGAGGACCAUAGCAGAUGAAUCUGCUGAAAACGUGAUUGACUGGUGGUCUAAGUAUUAUGCCUCCCUGAAGAAAGCCCAGAAGGCAAAGGAGAGAAAUCCCAAGGGAAAAAAAGGCAAUACAGAGGCAAAGCCAGAUGAGGUAGUGGUAGAUAUAGAAGAUGGGCCAAAGAAGAAGAAAGACAAAAUGCUCAAGAAGAAACCCAAAGAUGAUGGAAUCCCCAACCUGGCCAUCUUGCAGAUAUAUGACGGUGAUCUCGAGAGUGAAUUCAACAAUUUUGAAGACUGGGUGAAAACUUUUGAGCUCUUCAGAGGCAAGUCUACGGAAGAUGACCAUGGUCUUGAUGGAGACCGAGUCAUAGGAAAAUUUAAGGGCUCCUUCUGCAUCUACAAAAGCCCCCAGGAUUCUAGCUCUGAGGACAGCGGGCAGCUGAGAAUCCAGCAAGGGAUUCCGCCCAAUCACCCUGUCACAGUGCUGAUCAGAGUAUACAUUGUCGCGGCAUUUAAUCUUAGUCCAGCUGAUCCAGAUGGCAAAUCAGAUCCCUACAUUGUGAUCAAGCUUGGCAAGACAGAAAUCAAAGACCGGGAUAAAUACAUCCCUAAACAACUGAACCCAGUAUUUGGAAGGUCAUUUGAGAUCCAAGCCACAUUCCCAAAAGAGUCCCUGCUCUCCAUCCUGAUCUAUGACCAUGACAUGAUUGGCACAGAUGACCUUAUUGGUGAGACCAAGAUCGACCUGGAGAACCGCUUCUACAGCAAACACCGAGCCAUCUGUGGCUUGCAGAGCCAGUAUGAGAUAGAAGGAUACAAUGCCUGGAGAGACACGUCCAAACCCACCGAAAUCCUCACUAAGCUCUGCAAAGACAACAAGCUGGAUGGACCCUACUUUCACCCUGGGAAAAUACAGAUAGGAAACCAAGUCUUUUCUGGAAAAACUAUCUUCACUGAAGAGGACACUGAUGAGACAGUGGAGUCUUAUGAACACCUGGCCCUCAAGGUUUUACACUCUUGGGAGGAUAUCCCGGAAGUCGGGUGUAGGCUGGUUCCUGAACACAUAGAAACUCGGCCACUGUACCACAAGGAUAAGCCAGGAAUGGAGCAGGGCCGCCUGCAGAUGUGGGUGGACAUGUUUCCCAAGGAUAUGCCUCAACCUGGACCUCCUGUUGACAUCUCUCCAAGGCGACCCAAAGGAUACGAAUUGAGAGUGACCAUCUGGAACACUGAAGAUGUCAUUUUAGAGGAUGAGAAUAUCUUCACAGGCCAAAAAUCAAGUGAUAUUUAUGUGAAAGGGUGGUUAAAGGGCUUGGAGGAUGACAAGCAGGAGACAGAUGUGCAUUACAACUCCCUGACUGGAGAGGGCAACUUCAACUGGCGCUUCCUGUUUCCCUUUCAGUAUCUCCCAGCUGAGAAGCAAAUGGUCAUUACCAAGAGGGAGAACAUCUUCUCUUUAGAGAAGAUGGAGUGUAAGACUCCUGCUGUGUUGGUGCUGCAGGUUUGGGAUUUUGAAAGGCUGUCCUCAGAUGACUUCCUGGGCACCCUGGAAAUGAACCUCAACAGUUUCCCUCGAGCAGCUAAGUCUGCCAAAGCCUGUGAUCUUGCCAAGUUUGAAAAUGCAAGUGAGGAGACCAAGAUCUCUAUAUUCCAGCAAAAACGUGUGCGUGGCUGGUGGCCUUUUUCUAAAAGCAAAGAACUCACAGGCAAGGUUGAAGCUGAGUUCCACCUAGUUACAGCAGAAGAAGCUGAGAAAAAUCCUGUUGGAAAAGCCCGAAAGGAGCCAGAGCCCCUGGCCAAGCCCAACCGCCCAGACACCUCCUUUUCGUGGUUCAUGAGCCCCUUUAAGUGCCUGUACUACCUCAUCUGGAAGAAUUACAAAAAGUACAUCAUCAUUGCUUUCAUUCUCAUCAUCCUCAUCAUCUUCCUCGUCCUUUUCAUCUACACCUUGCCAGGAGCCAUCAGCCGAAGGAUCGUUGUGGGCUCAUAGAGGAUCAUGGAGGACCCAGAUCCUCGCCAUAUACUAAUCCUCUCUUCCUUAUCUGGGAGCAUCUAAGAACAUGUCCCAUGCAUGGCACUGUGCUGAGUGCUAAGGGGACAGAUCAACCCUUCUUGGAAGAGAUGGAAAAGAAACAUUUCCUCCCUGCUCCAACCCCUGCCUCCAAGUUUCAAACUUGUAAGGCAUGUUUUAUCCCUUGGGCAGCAUGAAAUAAGGCACUUUCACCUCAUGGUAAUCAACAAUGACCUCAAAUUGACUUAGA
Molecule: messenger RNA, 6492 nt
Organism: Homo sapiens (human)
Lineage: Eukaryota; Metazoa; Chordata; Mammalia; Primates; Hominidae
Gene: FER1L6
Product: fer-1 like family member 6
Exons: 22
Coding region: 3273-6221 (982 amino acids)
Cellular component (GO): membrane; recycling endosome; perinuclear region of cytoplasm
Molecular function (GO): calcium-dependent phospholipid binding
Source: RefSeq, a predicted model, not a curated record